AUGCUGCCAUCGCUGGGGCUGCUGUUUGCUGCCCUCUCCUUGGCAAGGGGCAUCCCCCUGCAGCGGGCAGCCAACCGCAGCAAACUCCUCCUGGUGUCCUUCGAUGGGUUUCGGUGGGACUAUGACCAGGACGUGGACACCCCCUACCUGGACGCUAUGGCUGCAGAGGGGGUGAAGGCCAAGUACAUGACUCCCCCCUUCGUCACCCUCACCAACCCGUCCCACUUCACGCUGCUGACCGGGCGAUACGUGGAGAACCACGGGGUGAUCCACAACAUGUGGUUCAACACCACCACGGGUGUGAAGCUGCCCUACUACACCACGCAGGGCAUAAGCAGCUGGUGGGACAACGGCAGCCUGCCCAUCUGGAUCACUGCCCAGAGACAGGGUUUGAAGACAGGCUCUGUCUACUUCCCCGGAGGAAGAGCAACAUACCAAGGGGAAGAAGUGAACAAGAAGCUGGUGGAGCCUGCCAUAUUCAGCUACAGCAACGAAACCAACUGGAGGGAGAACAUUGACACGGUCAUGAAAUGGUUCACAGUGGACAACCUCGACUUCGUCGCACUCUACUUCGGAGAGCCAGACUCCUCGGGACACAAGUUUGGCCCUGACUCCACCCAGAGGAAAACCAUGAUCCAGCAGGUGGACAGAACCGUCGGUUACUUGAGGCAGCGCAUCCGGGAAAAUGAGCUGGAAUCAAAGCUCAACCUCAUCAUCACGUCUGACCACGGCAUGGACACCGUCCUAAAGACCGACGAGAUUCUCCUCCGGACCAUAAACAACUUCACGUUCAAAGACAUCGACUUUGAACUCUUAGAUUACGGACCAAAUGGAUUCCUGGUGCCAAAAGAAGGGAGAUUAGAGCAUGUGUACUCAGUGCUGAAAGACGCCCACCCCAAACUGCACGUGUACAAGAAAGAAGAGUUUCCGGAGAAAUUCCACUACGCCAACCACCCUCGGAUCCCCCCGCUCGUGCUGUACAGCGAUCCAGGAUAUGUGAUCCAUGGGAGGAUCAAGGUCCAGUUCAAUAAAGGGGAACACGGUUUCAACAACGAGGACAUGAACAUGAAAACCAUCUUCCGUGCCGUGGGACCGGCCUUCAAGAAGGGGCUGGAGGUGGAGCCCUUCGAAAGCGUCAACGUCUACGCCCUCCUCUGCGAGCUGCUGGGCAUCACCCCGGAGCCCCACGAUGGCUCCCUGGAGGUCACCAAGCCCAUGCUGCGAGGGUCGGAGGAAGGGCCGGAGGAAGGGUCGGGGGAAGGGUCGGAGGACGGGUCGGAGGACGGGUCGGAGGACACUGGGAACCAAGGUGGGCACCGGGAGUAG
Messenger RNA from Neopelma chrysocephalum (saffron-crested tyrant-manakin), 1326 nucleotides. RefSeq names its product ectonucleotide pyrophosphatase/phosphodiesterase 7 (gene ENPP7). The transcript is spliced from 4 exons. Bases 1 to 1326 code for a protein of 441 amino acids. Lineage: Eukaryota; Metazoa; Chordata; Aves; Passeriformes; Pipridae. The record is from RefSeq and is a predicted model, not a curated record.